Camelina sativa (false flax) is the source of this 669-nucleotide messenger RNA. Lineage: Eukaryota; Viridiplantae; Streptophyta; Magnoliopsida; Brassicales; Brassicaceae. The record is from RefSeq and is a predicted model, not a curated record.
AUGGGAUGUAAUGAUCAAGCUUUGGGUCACAGCUACACAGGAACAGGCAUAUUAGGCCUCGGCUUUGGAAAUUUCUCCAUUGUAGAGAAGCUCGGCUCCAAGUUCUCAUUUUGCAUUGGUCGAAUACGAGAACAUGGUUCUACUCACAACUUGAUACUUGGGGAUGGAGCAAACAUACAAGGAAAUCCCACCAUGAUUAGUAUCAGCCGUGGCCAUUACAUGUUUCAGUUGGAGUCCAUUCUUGUUGGAGAGAAGAUAACGUUGGACUACCCACUCCAAGUCUAUCUUGACACGGGCUCAACUAUAUCUCACUUGUCAGAAGGUUUGUAUAAAGAUAUCGUGGAUAAAGUCAAAAAUAUUAUAGGAGUGGAACCACUUCGAGGAGAAUCACUUCCACAAAAAUCAUUGCUAUGUUACGCAAUUGAUGCUUCAAAAAUACCAGAGGAUAUCGAUAUUGGUUUCAUAUUUGAGGGAGGAGCCGAAUUGAGUGUGGAUGUUCGAAGUUUAUUCAUACUACUUAAGCAGGGAACUUUAUGUUUGGCGAUUGAUGAGAAUCCUGAAGAAGAUGACGAAAUCAUAAUUGGGGCUGCUGCUCUGCAAGGGUACAAUAUAGGUUAUGACAUAAAAGCAAAAAUGGUUUAUCUACAAAAACAGAAUUGUAAUAUGUAG